CUUAUCAUGAGUGUGCGAUCAUAAAAACACGAGGGUCUGCCGCACCAUCCGUGUCUGUCUGCCUUGGCGCCACACUCUGUCCUUUGACCGUCUGCCUGGUGUAUGGGGCCGAUCGAGAUGUCUCUGUACAACUCUCUCUCAUCGCAACAACACACGGAAGAGCGACAGGCAGACAGACAGAUGGUGCGGCAGAGCCCGACACAGGCAGCGCAUCCAGCGGCGGCAAAGAGAGAGUGAGCAGGGGAGUCAAAACCACUCACAUCUGACCGACAGACAGACAGGCAGACAGGGAAGGAGGGAGGGAGGGAGCAUUCGUCCAGACAUGCAGGCAGCAGUCUGUCUGUCUGUCUGUUGUUAAGACUAUCCUAACACGGCCACCUCUUACUCGUCCACUCACUCAUGUGGUCAUCUUGGUGUCCUCCUCUCGCGGCCUCUUGGCCUGCUGAUCAGCCCCGCCCUCGCACUCCUCACGCUGUUGCUGCUGCUGGCCAUCCAUCUCUUCUCGCGGCCGCUUCGUACCGCGGCGACCCUGAACAGUGACGCAGCACACGCAGACAUAGAGCGGUGACAAGGCCAUGUGUGCCACUUGUGGCAAACAAUCCGUCAUCAUCAGGCCAUGCAUACUGACUAUGUGGUGUACCUGGUCUUCGAGUGUGAUGAUUCUCUCGCGGAGCUGCUUGUUCUCGGCCUCCAAACGCCGCCGGUCGGCCGCCUCCUGUGCCGCAAACAGACACAUACAGACAGACAGACAGACAUGCUUACAGAGCCCAUAGAGGCGACAAACACAGCCGAUUUUGGCUGACCUGGGUGGCGCUGUUGAUGAGAGCGUUGUAUAGCUGCUUGAAGUGGUCGUCCUGUUGUGCGUCGACCGCUUCCUUGAGGGCGUCCUCGAAGGCCUCUUGGACUUCUGGCGGGAGGGUGGGCACGAUGGGGAGGACGGCAGGCAGCACACUGAAGCUCUCGCGGAUGGCGUCGCCCGUCAAGUUCUCGCCAAUGGUAUCAUAUUUAGACUGGGGCACAUCCUGGAUGGCCGCAGAGAAGAAGAGGCUGAGGGGCAGUCUGUAGUACGAUGCGUUUGUGAGGCAGGAAACCAGGUUGAGAGCGAUCUCACGAUGAAUCGACCUGCAUAUACAACACAACACGACACACAGGGGAGACGGCUUAGUCUCAUGUUCGUGCACUUUGCGUGUCUGAUUCUUUCUCACAUACCUGGCCAUCCAUGAGUGUCACGCCCGCCCAGUGUCCGUCCCUGGCGCAUAGCCUGAGAUAGUGGAAGGCCAGGGUGCGCAUGGGAAAGAACCGCACCGUCACCUUCAUCUUCACCUCCUUCAGCCUGGCGUCCCCCUUGAGUGCCUCAGCCGAGAUGUUGGCCUCCUGGACACCCAACGGUUGCUCUGUCCCGAGCAGAAUGAACGAGAAGACGUCAACAGAAGCACCUUCCUCGCCCAUCUCGAUCCUCGUCCCCACGUUGAUGACCGGAGGCUCAUGAAGCUUGACGGACGAGGGACGACGGGAGUCGCCAGCUGCCGGUUGCGUCGCUGCCGUGCCCUCAGCAGCACCGCAGGGAACCUCCAAUGAGAAGUCGGCGCCGAAACACGACACAAAUGUCUCCUUUGCCCUUGAUCCAAGAGAGUCCGGCAUAAGCGUGCCGAUACGGACAUUCCAGCCGCGAACGUCGCCGACUUUCGCAUCAGCAUCGCGCGGGGCAUCGGCUGGAGAGUCCCAGGGAAAGGGGGGGCCGUGACGCAGCCCGGCCACAUCGACGAAGAUGUUGCCGCGCUCGAUGGAUCCCCUCUUGCCGUCGUCGAAGGGGUGUGUCGUAUACGACGCAGACGAGGUGAAGAUGUCCUGCUCGAAAACGGCACCUGUGGACAAGACAAGAGGAUGUCAGACGGUGGUGGACGACUCCAUGUCGGUGGGCUUCUCACUAUGUGCGUCAGAGAGCCCUGGGCUUCCCGUGGCCUCGGUGAUGAAGGUGCUCAGCUCGUGGCAGGGCAUAUCAAUGCGCCCAUACGAGAGCUCGUCAUCGACGGUGCCCACCAGGCUCACGGCCGCCUUGCUCGCGUCGUCCUCUGCCUCCCCUCUCUCACACCGACGCCACUGCGCCCGGAUGAGCUGAGGCGCCUUGAGCAGACAGGGCAGCAGGCCGACGCGAAUGUCCUUGUGGCGGUGAAUGAAGCGGGCGAUGAAGGCGUAGCGGGCGAAGCUGUCCAGCAGGCUGGCUACUGGCCAGCUGCUCAUCUCGCAGCCAGCCGCCAUGCACCACCUGAACCAAAGCAAAGACCCUUCAGCAGGCAAACAAGAAGCGGUAACCUCCCUUCUCCAGCUUACCCGUCGGUGGAUGCGCCAGAGGAGACUCUGUGUGCUGCCCGGGGUGAAGAUCUUGUCGGUGUCGAAUUGGAGGUAUUCGAGUGCGAUCAUCGCGUCCAGCAGGUUGUCCUUGGUCAGCGAAUUCACUAUGUCAAUCUCGUGUUGGAGCACCACCACACCGACGGCUCGAGUGACCUCCUUGAUGCGGACCUCUCGCUGCUGCGACUCCUCAAACGCACCUUCCAGCACCUGUUGGUUGAUCCACCAAACAUGACAGAAGCAAAAGAAGAAAUCAGCCGAUGAAUCAUCUGUCAUUCUUUCGUCUGCCUUGUGUGUGUGCUUCCUUCCUCACUUGCUGCAAGUACUUGAACGGCCGAGCAAUGCCCUCAUGCACUUUCAAAGGCGCGUCUGCUUCACCGUCGUCGGGGAAGCGCACGGUGAUGGUCCGCUCUGUGAGGCUGUCCAUUGCGAUGAAUGAGAGUGAAGGGAAAUGCAAAGCGAAGCAGUAUAGCCGUUCUCCC
Vitrella brassicaformis is the source of this 2831-nucleotide messenger RNA. The record is from the annotation of a GenBank genome assembly. NCBI's taxonomy places the organism in Eukaryota, Vitrellaceae.